GAACGCAGGAAAAUCCCGGAAGAGAGGAUCAAGAGGAAAGCAAAGCAAAAGCAUUUACAGCGAUAUUAUCCCAAUGAAGAACACAUACUGAAGAUACUGAAAAUUAAUAUAGAGUUUUUUUUUGUCGAUUUUGUUGUAAGAAUUUGUCCACAAAUUUAGUUUAAUUAGAAAGAACAGACAUGGCAGAUACAUUCAGUCUUCAAAGGGUUUUGGAAACAUUCAGAUCAAGUCUGAGUGAGAAUAAGGAGGUUUACAUUAAAUAUUAUAUAGCAGGAUGGCAAGAGCUGGUCUCCUUCAUGAAUAGUUUAGGGAACGUGUUUUCCUUCAUCUCCAAGGAUGUGGUCAGCAAAAUCCAGAUCCUAGAGAACUUCCUUUCAGGAGAAAACGGAUCCUAUUAUGUCACCAUCCAGUCCAUGGUGAAGUAUGAGCUGGAUAACGACCUGGUGGACCUCACCAAAAGAGGCAGCCACCCAGAAUCCGGCUGCCGCACUCUUCUGAGGCUCCAUCGGGCUCUGCUCUGGCUGGAGCUGUUCCUGGAGAGACUGCGAACCAGCACCGAGGACGGCAAGACCUCCGUCAUGUGUUCUGAUGCCUAUAACGAGUCUCUGGCUCAGCACCACCCCUGGCUCAUCCGGAAAGCUGUCGGCGUGGCGUUCUGUGCCCUUCCAGGGCGUGACACAUUCUUUGAUGUGAUGAAUGCGGGUGAUCACACGCAGGUGGUUGCUCUGUUGGGAGAGUCUUUGCCUCUAAUUGCUGAAGUCUACCAGAUCACAGAAGACUUGUAUGUGAAAAACCACCUCCUGGAGUUACCGUAGAGGGGGGACUGAUAUGUAUUUUACUCUUUACACUAAGUAAUACAUAGUCCUUGUGGCACAUACUCACUUAUUUACUACAAACAUCGACUUGUUUGACUGUCUGCCUGUUUAAAAACCGAAGGGACAUGCAAUAUGCAGAUUUAAUGCUCAUUUUAAGCAGGGUUCUGCUCAUUUAAGCUAUCAACUACACAACAUCAAGUGGGCAUUGAAUGCUGGGUGUACUUCAAUAUAUUUGAGCUUAGGGAAUAAUAUAAAGCCAUUUAAAGGCAAAGGAUGUGUAUGAUAUAUAUUUAAAUGUGAAGUACUGUAUAUUUGAAUAUAUAGCUCUUUUUUUUCCUUGAGUGUUAAUUAUUUUAUUGGAAAUACUUUUACUUGAAUUCAUGUCGAAUGUGCGUCAUACAUCUGCAGCUUUGCUGAAACUAUAAAGGGGGAAUUUUGUAGUGAAUGUAUAAAUAGUAUGUAAUGCAAUAAUUAAAUAUAAUGUUGUGAGAAA
Messenger RNA from Sinocyclocheilus anshuiensis, 1308 nucleotides. RefSeq names its product ceramide-1-phosphate transfer protein-like. Gene Ontology annotation, biological process: intermembrane lipid transfer; ceramide transport. Lineage: Eukaryota; Metazoa; Chordata; Actinopteri; Cypriniformes; Cyprinidae. Gene Ontology annotation, cellular component: cytosol; cytoplasm; membrane. Bases 180 to 815 code for a protein of 211 amino acids. The record is from RefSeq and is a predicted model, not a curated record. The transcript has 2 exons. Gene Ontology annotation, molecular function: ceramide 1-phosphate transfer activity; ceramide 1-phosphate binding.